AGCAUGUAUUUUGAGGUGUCAGUGUCUAUCCUGAUGUUGAGGCUGUGAAGGGUCAAUAAGGAUGAGGUUCGAGGGUUGCUGAUAUCUCCAAGGCAGGUGUCUCUAGAGUAUUAGCCUGAGUUCAGAGUAAGUCCCAAAAGAGGCCAUGUGCAGAUACUAUGCUGGGCCGGUCACUGAUUGUAUAAACCGGGCUCUGUCCCACACGUUGCUUUUGGAGAUGGAGAUAUGGCAACGAAAUGUCUUGUCCAGCACCUCUGGUGGAAUCCGUGACAUCAAAUUACGCCAUUGGCAUGCGUUGUACGGAUACAGACGACAGAGUCAAGGGCUCCCGUCAAAGGUGUCAGUCAGACCCGCGCCGGCGCCGGCGCCCGACGCCUAUCGAAAGCAGAUGGACUGAUGGAGCGACCAGCGGAUGAAAUGGGGCACGAGAUGGGACGGAGGAAGGGGUCAACUGUGGAUGGCCAACAAGCGCGUCGAG
Colletotrichum godetiae is the source of this 478-nucleotide messenger RNA. RefSeq lists its product as uncharacterized. Lineage: Eukaryota; Fungi; Ascomycota; Sordariomycetes; Glomerellales; Glomerellaceae. The transcript has a single exon. The record is from RefSeq and is a predicted model, not a curated record. The coding region runs from base 146 to 397 and encodes 83 amino acids.